This is a messenger RNA of Oppiella nova, 1168 nucleotides long. The record is from the annotation of a GenBank genome assembly. NCBI's taxonomy places the organism in Eukaryota, Metazoa, Arthropoda, Arachnida, Sarcoptiformes, Oppiidae.
UAUAAUAACAAUAAUUUUUGAUAGUAAAUUAUUUGUCAAUAUGUUCUGGUUCAUAUUGAAGAGUAUUUUAUUAUUUGCAGUAUUUUAUGAGAUCUCAUGUCAGAACCAGUGCCAGAAAGACCGGUUAAAUGAUGUGAAAUCAGGCAAAACAAAAGUACGUGGGUCCAAUUUGGGCAGUUGGCUAGUCAUGGAGGCCUGGAUGGCAGGCAAUGUCUGGGAUGAUAACGGGUGCGACAGAAACACCCAGCAAGGUAGUUAUUUGCUGGAAAAGUGCCUGGGUAGUCGCGCACCCGCUGUUAUGGAGAAACAUUGGUCAACGUUUAUCACUGAAAAUGACUUUGCUGAAAUGUCCAAACGCGGUAUUAAUGUUGCUCGCUUACCAGUCGGUUGGUGGCAGAUUUAUGACCCACAAGGUGGUGCUAGUAAAGCCAAACUGAACUGGUACAUUGUACCCACAGAUUAUAUAACCGGUGGUUUGCCAUACAUUGACAAUGCCUUCACAUGGGCGGAGAAGUACGGCAUCGGUAUCUUAUUGGACAUGCAUGCGGCACCGGGAUCUCAAAAUGCUUUUGAUAAUUCAUCACCGACUGAAUUCCCCACACAAAAAAAUUGGGACAAAUAUGACGCAAACAUAGGGCAAACAGUGGACUCAAUGGAACUGUAUGCUCAACGAAAGUUGCAGGAUUACUAUAAGCGAACUUAUGCUGCCGUACGUAAACACUUGGCUGACACGGUAAUAGUGAUCAGCCCACUGCUCAAUGGCGAGUCGGGAGGGGAAGACCAUUGGGUGAACUUCAUGAACCCCGAUCAGGGUUUCACCAGGAUAGCCAUGGACUUGCAUUACUACUCGUGUUUUGGCGGUGAACCCGAUCAGGAUCACGCCGAUGGCGCUAUUGGCUAUAUUAACCACGAUAGAAAGAAUCAGAUUGCAGAUUACCAUGCUAAAAAUCCGCACAAGAAAAUGUUGAUUGGUGAAUGGUCAGCGUGCAAUCAUUUUAAUAACCCGGAUCGCAAUGGUGAUUUCGCUUACGCCUUGUUCAACGUGUACGACCAGGCUACAUUAGGUUGGACAUUUUGGUCGUGGACCCCCGGAUCCGGUGAAUUGUGGUCAUUGAAGACUCAUUUCGACAGAGGGUGGGUGCCGUCUAACCUUGUAUACCCAUGUUAG